AUGGAAGAAACCCUCGAACUCUACGAAGUCCAGCAUUCCGAUCUCAUUAGCCUGUCUUCCGACCAAAAGACGGCGACAAUGGAGGAACCCCAGCGACUUGAAAUAGUUUCUAAAUCGAUAAUGCAAAACCUAGGGCGCGACGGGCCGGGCCUUCUGUCCAUCGUCGGCGUCCCCAACGCCCAAAUUCUAGCCCGAAAGCUCCUUCCCUUGGCCCGCAAGCUCGCCCUUCUGAACAAUGAUGAACGGAAAAAGAUUCUCAAGGAUCAUAAUCUGGGUAGCGAUGUUUCGUUGAAAAAUCUCGAUCGAAUCGUGUCGUCUUUCGCGACUCAACUGAAGUACGAUCAAGAUUCAAACUUUAAACCCAAGUGUGAAGAAAAACUUUCUGCCGGUAUCAAUGGUGGAGGAGAAUUCGAGGAUCUAGGGUUUGUAUUUCGGGAAUUAGGGUUUUGUAUGAUGCAAUUGGGGCUUUCUCUUGCCCGAGCUUGUGAUAAAUCGAUCGGUGGCCGUGAGCUCGAGCAAAGCUUGAUACAAUCCGGCUCGGCCAAAGGCCGUCUGAUACACUAUCAUUCAGUUUCUGAUAAUACCGCCAUUAAACAAGCAGCAAACAAGAAAAAUCAAGCUAAAACUGGUAACUUGAACUUGUGGCAGCAAUGGCAUUACGAUUAUGGGAUAUUCACGAUGCUGACUUCGCCUAUGUUUAUUCAGUCGAGCGGAAAAACGGAGCAGGAAUGUGAAUCUCCAAACGGGCACUCGUACUUGCAAAUAUUUCAUCCGGACACCAAGCGUGUCCUUAAGGUAAAAGCCUCUGUUGGGAGUUUUCUUGUCCAAGUUGGUGAAUCGGCAGAUGUAAUUUCAAAAGGAGCUCUUCGAGCCACGCUUCACAGUGUUUGCCGGCCGGUGGGGAUGGAAGAUUUGAGCCGGGAGACUUUUGUCGUGUUUUUACAGCCGGCUUGGAACAAGAUUUUUUCACUUUCCGAGUAUGAGUAUCCUAAUCCGCCGUUUGGGAAUCGGGAUUCGGAGUCGUGUGAUGAGGAGGAUAAGGCACUUAUUAGUGCUGAGAUUGUGCCUCCUCUGUUUUCACGCUUGAGCAGCCGGCGGCUCGAAGAAAUAGAGACAAGUGACUGA
Messenger RNA from Striga hermonthica, 1125 nucleotides. Lineage: Eukaryota; Viridiplantae; Streptophyta; Magnoliopsida; Lamiales; Orobanchaceae. The record is from the annotation of a GenBank genome assembly.